Molecule: messenger RNA, 1392 nt
Organism: Atta colombica
Lineage: Eukaryota; Metazoa; Arthropoda; Insecta; Hymenoptera; Formicidae
Product: RCC1 and BTB domain-containing protein 1-like
Exons: 10
Coding region: 1-1392 (463 amino acids)
Biological process (GO): proteasome-mediated ubiquitin-dependent protein catabolic process; regulation of proteolysis
Cellular component (GO): cytoplasm
Molecular function (GO): ubiquitin protein ligase binding
Source: RefSeq, a predicted model, not a curated record
AUGUCUAUUUCACUCAAAUUUCAUGAAAACUUUAUAAGAGAGAAUAAUGAGAAACAGCAAAAUAUAGAUUUAAUUACUUUCAAACGUUGGCUUGCACUGCAAUCGUGCAUCGAUUAUAAGAAUGGUACUGGCCAUAUAGAAAAAAAACAUCAUCCGACAAAAGUGGAUAUUAUGUUCAAUAAAAUAAUAAAGUUGUUGAUUGCCAAUAUUACAGAUAAGGGCAAUGCUUUUUUGAUUACUCAAGACGUUGAGAAAUAUGCAUGGGAAGAUACGAGUGCAAAAAUUACAUUCAAUUCUGAAAUUCAAUCUACAGACAAUGAGGUUGAAAAUGAAAUUAUGUUAAAUCUUGUAUAUUAUACAAAAGUUUGGAGCGAAGGAAAAAAAUGCAGUAUAUGUCAAAUAAAAGUCAAAGAGAAGAUUACAUGCAUGAGUUGCGGAACUAAUUUUUAUGUGGUAGUUACGAAUAAUUUCAAGGUAGCUUGUGGGAAAGAUUAUACACUUGCUCUAAGUGAUAAAGGGAAAAUCUAUGGCUGGGGUUCAAACGCUAAUGGACGAUUGAAUCUGUAUUACAAUGAUGACGUUUUGUCUCCUAUCAUGAUAAAUAUAGCUAAUGUAAAAAAAGUAUCGGACAUCGCUGUCAUUGAUUACAAUAAUUUUGUCAAGUCUAGCAAGGAUGGACUUAUGUACGCGUGGGGUUUUAUUUUUGACAUAUCAUUUAAAAAACCUGCUAUUUGUGAAUAUACGAACGUGUUUGACAUAUCCAACUCGAUGAUAGCUCAUUCACCAAUGUCCGUGCCCUGUGAAUUCACAAAUGAAGAAUUUCACAUAUUAAAUGAUUUGGAAACUGCAUUUAACGAUCAGUCAACAAGUGAUCUGACGAUAAUAGUCGAGAAACAAUCAAUUUAUGUUCACAAAGCUAUCCUAAAGAUUCGUUCUACAUAUUUUAGAAGUAUGCUCCAAACUAAUUAUGUUGAAAAUAGACAAAGAGUCAUCAUGAAUAAUUAUUAUAGAUAUGUCGUUUAUAAAAAAUUUUUAGAAUAUUUAUAUACCGGUAGGAUCAACCUAUCAUCUUUUGAAAACCUAUUGGAUCUUUUGCGAUUGGCAGAUACAUUAUGCGAGAAAAAUCUCCAGAUGGAUUGUAUACGAAAAGUAAAGAAAAUAAUUAAUAUAUCGAACGUCAUGUACCUUUUUAAUCUUAUCAACGGUAUGAACGAAGGACAUCACAAGGAGGAAUUGAUGAAAUAUUGCUUUAACUUCUAUUUUAAAAACAUGACGACUGUAAUCCGGACAGAAGGUUUUGAAGAAUUGGAUGUCGAAACAAAGGCUAUGUUAAUAGAUAAAGGGAACAACUUUUUGUCAUCAGAAAUUAGUAAUUCUGGUUAUUUAGGAUAA